Molecule: messenger RNA, 1512 nt
Organism: Fulvia fulva
Lineage: Eukaryota; Fungi; Ascomycota; Dothideomycetes; Mycosphaerellales; Mycosphaerellaceae
Product: Cytochrome P450 monooxygenase lcsI
Exons: 5
Coding region: 1-1512 (503 amino acids)
Molecular function (GO): heme binding; monooxygenase activity; oxidoreductase activity, acting on paired donors, with incorporation or reduction of molecular oxygen
Source: RefSeq, a predicted model, not a curated record
AUGGCCUUCAGCGAUGGGCUCUCAGGCUUGCCCACCAAUGCCGUCACCUUGUCGCUGAGCUUUGCCGUCCUCUAUCUAUUGUUCACAUUUGCCUCAGCUGUGCACGUCUACUUUGGUCCAUUAUCCAAGUUUCCUGGUCCGAAAUAUCGCGCAUUUAGCAGGAUUCCGCGCAUAUUAUGCAUGAUCCGUGGGGAUGAAGCCACGGUCAUUCCAGAGUUGCACAGGCGGUACGGCCCAGUCGUGCGAAUUGCGCCCAAUGAGUUGUCUUUCAGAGGAGACGCGCAGGCUUUCAAAGAUAUCCAUGGCUUCAAAAAAGCAGGCCAGAACCACGUUUUCAAGGACAAAUUCUUCUAUGGAAAGCCUUUCAAUGGAGUUGACAGUCUCAUCACGGCCGACGAUGCGAACCACUCUCGACAGCGAAAGCUGGUAGCUCAUGCAUUCGCGGACAAGAGCCUCAAAGAUCUCGAGCCAAUGCUGAAAACGUGGUCUGGCACCAUGCAGCGUAAAUUGGCUGAGCAAGCUGGAAAGCCUGUCGACAUGCUGAAAUACUACAACUGCACCACCUUCGACAUCAUGGGAGACCUGAGCUUCAAUGAGGGUCUCAAUAUGCUUGAGGAUGGCGAAUACUCGAGCUGGGUCCAAGCUAUCUUCCUUGGAAUAAAGAAUACGAGCCAGUUGCGAGCCUUGAAGAUGUCCAGCUCAUUUGGAAAAUACAUCGUAGACAAAUGGUUUUUCCAAAGUCAGUUCUUUCGAAGAAAGCAAGCUGAGCACUGGAAUUACUCGAAGGACAGAGUCGACCGCCGUCUCAAAAUGUCUCCACCGGAACGUCCAGACCUGUGGAGCAAGAUUUUGGAGAAGGCAUCGGGCCCCGAUGGCUUGACAAUUGAGGAACACCGGUCGCUGGCAUCCCUCUUCAUGAUCGCUGGAACUGAAACUACUGCUACGGCCCUCUCCGGCGUGACCUAUUACUUAUUGCGCAACCCCCAGUACAUGAAGAAGUUGACCACUGAGAUUCGAGAAGCUCACGCAAGCUACGAUGAUAUCACUCUGGAGUCGAUUCAGAAACUGAAGUACCUCCACGCCGUCUUGCAAGAAGGAUUGAGGAUGUAUCCGCCAGUCCCGUCAACCUUGUCUCGAAUGACACCUUCCGGAGGGGUAACGAUAUGCGGGCAAUUCGUUCCGGAGAAUACUUCACUCGGUAUCCACCACUUGUCAACAUAUCGCAGUGAAGAUAACUUCAAGAACCCGUACAAGUUUGCUCCCGAAAGAUUUCUGGGAGACCCAGAGUAUGCCAACGACAACCUGUCCGCCCUGGAGCCCUUCUCCACAGGUCCGCGCAACUGUGUUGGCAAGAAUCUAGCAUGGCACGAAAUGCGACUAUUGUUGUGUACAACACUGCUGCAUUUCGACUUGGAGCUAUGCGAAGAAUCAAGCAAUUGGCCUGAUCAGAAGAUCCACAUCUUGUGGGAGAAGAAGCCAUUGUGGUGUAAACUCACUGAAAUGAAGACGUAA